Molecule: messenger RNA, 1719 nt
Organism: Acanthosepion pharaonis
Lineage: Eukaryota; Metazoa; Mollusca; Cephalopoda; Sepiida; Sepiidae
Source: the annotation of a GenBank genome assembly
AUGCAGCUGCAACGAGAUAAUACCAAAGGAUUGAUUCAAGAGACAUUCCAAAGUUAUAAGGCAUUGUUGGAAAACAGAAAGGAUGAAUUACUAAAAGAAUUAGAAGAAAUACAUAAUGCACAGCAACUUUCUAUCAUUGAAAUGUGCCAUAAUGUGGAAAAAACUAUAGAGAAGAUUGAAGAUGGCUGUAAAUUCACAGAAAGAAUUCUAAAAAAUGGAAAUAGUAUCCAAAUAUUAAUGUUAAAGAAGCUGAUUGCCAAUCAGCUGCUUUCUCUUAAUAGUACUCCUAAACCAGAAGUGAAUACGACAAUAGAAUUCAAGACAGAUGAUGUUGUCUUUGCAGAAGCUGUUAGGAAGACUUUUGGGACAACCACAUUGAAAAGAGAUGAUCAAAAGGUUGAUCCUGUCAUGUCUUCACUUCAUUCGUCUUUUGAGAAUGAGGGAUUUAGUUUACCGCCUGGAGUUCUCAGUCCUGAUUUACCACAAGUAUCUGCCACUGACCUUUCCAAUUUGCAAACUGUAACCCCUGUACCAAUAACUGGUUGUGGGUCUCUUGUUAACCCCUUGCGUGUUUCUUCUGACUCUUCUCCUAUUGGGAUUGCUAUCACUGGAGCCCAUAAUAUUCCAGAAAAUAGUUUGUCACGCAGCUCACACAGUCCUGCUAUGUCUGACAGUGGAAUUUCUGUUGAUGCAGCCAGUACAAACAGUGCACCAAGUGCUCCUUUGUUUAACCUAACAAAUCUGGCAAAAUUGGGUAAUAGCACAUUUAAUGGUCAAGGUUCAUUGGCUUUAAAUGAGCAUAUUGUUCCUGUAUUAAGCAUGAGUAGCAUUAAUGGACAAACUAGACCAGGCAGCAGAACUGAGACUCCAGUGUCUCAAACUGACUCUAAUUUUCCUAGUAUCCUUAGUCCAACUGCUGCAACAUCACCCGUUCAAUCAACAAAUUUUGACACGUUGGUAGGACUCUUUAACCAAAUUCCACAAAAUAAUGUGAUGACCAAUCUUGGAAAUCUGAGUGGUCUUGGCAGCCUUAGUGUUAUAAAUUCUCUCAGCAGUGUAAACUCCAUAACCACAUCAGAUUCUGAACUUGACUUGGUAACUGGAGGGAGCCUGUCAAAUACAUCAAGUGUUUCAAAUACCUCUUUUUCAUCAAAUGCUCCUCCACCAUAUCCUCCUGUACGCAGGAGUAAUAAGAUGAGUCCUAUGCAGAUCAGGUGUAAGUUUGGUCAGUUGGGCCCUGGAAAAGGACAGUUCAAUUCUCCUCAUGGAUUUUGUCUUGGAAUAGAAGAAGAUAUUAUUGUGGCAGAUACUAACAAUCACCGUAUCCAGGUUUUUGAAAAGAAUGGAGACUUCAAAUACCAGUUUGGUGUACCUGGGAGAGAAGAGGGCCAGUUAUGGUAUCCACGAAAAGUUGCUGUAAUGAGAAAUUCUGGAAAGUAUGUUGUCUGUGACCGGGGAAAUGAACGAUCACGCAUGCAGAUUUUUACAAAAAAUGGGCACUUCAUAAAAAAAAUUGCUAUCCGCUAUAUUGAUAUAGUUGCUGGUUUGGCCAUUACUCAACAAGGUCACAUUGUUGCAGUUGACAGUGUUUCUCCAACUGUUUUCUGUAUUGCGGAAACAGGAGAUCUUAUUAAAUGCAUCACUAAGUGCUUACAUUUUUUCUUUCAACCCCCCCCUCUUUUUGCUUUAUUUCCCCAUUCCUUCUCCUUGGAGUAUUAA